AUGACGGCAUCCACCGAUGACCCUACUUGCUAUUCUCAGGCGGUGGGCCAUCCACAAUGGCGAGACGCAAUGGACCAAGACUUCAACGCGUUGCUACACAACAAUAUGUGGACGCUAGUACCUGCUACUCCGGACAUGAACAUUGUGGGGUGCAAAUGGGUUUUUCGCACCAAGCAAAAUGCCGACGGCACAGUGGAACGCUACAAAGCCCGGCUAGUCGCCAAAGGCUACAAUCAAGUAGCAGGCGAGGAUUUCUUUGAUACAUUUAGCCUGAUAGUUAAAUCGACCACGAUUCGGCUAUUACUAUAA
Messenger RNA from Ipomoea nil (Japanese morning glory), 309 nucleotides. RefSeq lists its product as uncharacterized. The record is from RefSeq and is a predicted model, not a curated record. The coding region runs from base 1 to 309 and encodes 102 amino acids. Lineage: Eukaryota; Viridiplantae; Streptophyta; Magnoliopsida; Solanales; Convolvulaceae. The transcript has a single exon.